Lactuca saligna is the source of this 897-nucleotide messenger RNA. NCBI's taxonomy places the organism in Eukaryota, Viridiplantae, Streptophyta, Magnoliopsida, Asterales, Asteraceae. The record is from the annotation of a GenBank genome assembly.
AUGUGGCACACUCGACCAAUAUGUAUCCUUAACUACAAGAAGAAGAAUAUGAAGAAGCAAAUGCUAUGGGAGGAUACUCCGGGAAUAAUCAAUGAUCUUAUGAUCAACCCCAAGACAAUCAAGGGUGGAACCAUAAUCAAGGAAUGGGUUAUCAAACAAGACAACCACCUCCAUACGAAUAAAGACCAUCAUUUCAACCUUAGAAUUUCCAGCCAAGACAGCCACAACAUCCACCUCAAUAAGCGAGUUUGUCUAAUUGAUCAAGAAAAAGAAGAAGAGGAUAUAAUGGUGAAGAAGUCGAGUAAUGAGGAGGAAAAUAACGAAAAAUCCAACACAAAGAAGCCUGCCACCAACAAAGUCAAAUAUUCUCCAGUUGCUCUAUUUCUCGAAAGAUUAGUGAGCACAAAGAAAGAACGAGAGGAGAGAACAUUGAGCAAAACCGGUGUAAUCAUUCAACUUGUUGAUCGGUCGAUAGUACACCCAAACGGUUUACUAGAUGACGUACCUUUUCUUAAAACAGCAAAAACCAAAAUCGAUGUCUACAAUGGAACUCAAUCAAUGAAAUUUGAUAAAGAGGUCAUUGGCUUCAAUAUUUUUGAAGAGAAUAGGUACCCAAGUAAGAACAUAGGGUUCAAUGGAAUAGGUAUUCUCAUAAAGGUAAAGUUUCAAGAGUUGGAGGAAUUCCAAAAUAAAACCUUCAAGAACUCAUACAUCUACAAGAACAAGAGCAAAACAUUUCACGACAAGUGCCUUUCCCGCUCCAAGGGUUUCAAGAGCAAUCUUGGGGAGGUAUUUUAUAAAGAAGAAGGGAAGAUUUUACCUCUGUUAGUAUAUUCCAUCAUUGAAGAGCUCAACUUUUCUUGAGAUUAAAGAUGAGGUGAAAAUGUCAAGCACACA